Sclerotinia sclerotiorum 1980 UF-70 is the source of this 1659-nucleotide messenger RNA. RefSeq lists its product as hypothetical. Gene Ontology annotation, molecular function: transmembrane transporter activity. Gene Ontology annotation, biological process: transmembrane transport. The coding region runs from base 1 to 1659 and encodes 552 amino acids. Lineage: Eukaryota; Fungi; Ascomycota; Leotiomycetes; Helotiales; Sclerotiniaceae. The transcript is spliced from 2 exons. The record is from RefSeq and is a predicted model, not a curated record.
AUGCCCAAUUCGGAUUUAGAGACGGAAACCGGGGGAGAUACAUCGUCGCGGAGUUUGGAAAAAGAGGAGAGGGAGAGUGGAAAUUCAAACGCCACUUCUUCAAUGCAGGAUCGCGAUGGAGAUACUACUGAUGUUGAAACACCACCACGACGACCAAGCUCACAGGCUUCAAAACCACAUUCACACUCGAAUAUACCCGCAAAUCCCGAUUCCGACCAGGAGAAACCUUCGGUUCCGAAUGAGAUAAAAGAUGAGCGAAUCUUAGUUAAUUGGGAAGGGGAUAACGACCAAGCGAAUCCACGGAAUUGGUCGACGUUAUACAAAAGUUGGAUUACUUUUCUGCUGGGUAUGUUGGCGCUGAGUGCAAGUUUGGGAAGUAGUAUUAUUAGUCCAGCCGAAAAGACAAUUGCGACGUAUGUUGGUGUUAGCUCGGAAGUCAGCGUGCUGAGUAUUAGUUUGUAUAUAUUAGGAUUUGCAUUUGGACCGCUUUGCUGGGCACCGAUCUCUGAGCUUUGGGGAAGGAGAUGGAGUAUGUUACCUGCAUUGUUUUGUCUGGGACUUUUCUCCAUCGGAACGGCUACGAGUAAGAAUGCGGCGUCCAUUUUUAUAACGAGAUUUUUUGGAGGGUUAUUUGGUUCGGCACCUGUUUCGAAUGUUUCUGCCGCGUUGGGAGAUAUGUGGAGUCCCAAAGCUCGAGGGACGGCUGUCACAUUUUAUGCAGUUGCAGUCGUAGGCGGACCAACACUGGGACCUUUGAUUGGGAGCGCUUUGCUUGUAAAUCCACACUUGGGAUGGAGAUGGACGGAAUAUCUAGAAGCCAUUUGGGUUUUUGGUGUUUUUGCAGUCGCUUUGAUUUUUCUACCAGAAGUCUAUACCCCGGUCUUACUCAAGAAAAAAGCUGCUCGUCUCCGCAAAGAAACUGGUAAUAACGCUUACUUUCAUCCACACGAGGAUAUAAAACUAGAUGCCAAGACAAUUAUCACGAAACAUUUCUCACGUCCGCUGCUAAUGCUUACCACCGAACCAAUGGUAACCUGCAUAGCCUUCUACGCCUCCUUCGUCUACGCCAUCCUCUACCUCACUCUCGAAGUAUUCCCCAUCGUCUUCUCCGAACACCGCGGCUGGUCCCCCGUCAUCUCCUCCCUCCCAUUCCUCGGUCUCUUCGUCGGCGUCAAUCUUGCCGUCGUCGUCAACCUCGGCAAUCAACCCCGCUACGCGCGCAUCGUCGACGCAGCAGGCGGACGUCCCGUCCCCGAAGCACGACUCGCUCCCAUGGCACUCGGAGGUAUCUUAUUCGCCAUCGGUCUUUUCUGGUUUGGAUGGACAGCUGCCCCAAAUAUUCAUUGGAUUCUUCCCGUUAUCGCUUCCGUGUUUAUUGGCGCUGGCUUUAAUAUUAUUUUUCAACAGUGUAUUAAUUUCUUGGUUGAUACGUAUGCUCUGUAUGCCGCGAGCGCCGUUAGUGCUAAUACUUUCUUGAGAAGUAUUUUGGCGAGUGGGUUUCCGCUGGUGGCGGGUCCGAUGUUUAGGGGGAUGGGUGUUGGACCUGCAAUGAGUGUUUUGGGUGGUGUGGCUACGCUGGCGAUACCAGUGCCGUUUUUGUUUAUGAAGUAUGGGGUUGCGUUGAGGAGGAAGAGUAAAUUUGCUCCGUUUAAGGAUUAG